Molecule: messenger RNA, 2064 nt
Organism: Chanos chanos (milkfish)
Lineage: Eukaryota; Metazoa; Chordata; Actinopteri; Gonorynchiformes; Chanidae
Exons: 1
Coding region: 1-2064 (687 amino acids)
Source: RefSeq, a predicted model, not a curated record
AUGCCUUCUGAAAUUGUGAAGAAGACUCAGAGUCUCACCACAGCACAGGACAUGAGAGAGUCCACCCAGAUCAUAAUGAAACCUUAUGCCAACUGGGAGGAGUACCUCACACCAGCACCACUCUCUAUAGCCAUACUGGGAGAAUUAGUCUUCAUUUCCUCUAAAACUGAUUUCUCCAUCAACAAAAACCCACCCAAAGGCGGCUACAAGUACAUCAAAUACCCAGAGUCAUUCCGUGCCUGCCUCAUGCAAGUGUGUAACUCUGGCUGGUGGGCUUUUAAUGAAGCCCAUAAGAGUAUGGAUCAGAUCCGCCUUCACACUUCCACUGUACCAGACUAUAUGAAGACUGCAGUGAAGAUCUUGUUUCAUGCUGAUGAUGAGGUUGUCCAGGCCCACCUGCCUGACCAGCUGCAGAACAUUGAGAAAAUUGCAGAUGAAUGUGUGGAGUUGGCGAAUGCAGCAGAAGAAAAGUUCACUGAUGUCAUCAAAGUGAUUCAAGAGCUGCUGGAGGCAUGUGUGAAUGCAGAACAUUUUUAUGGAGAGGAGCUAGAGAAAAUCAAGAAGAAACUGGCAGAAACUAAAAUUAGGGAGGAAGCAUCACAAGAAGCCAAUAAAAGAUCUAAGAAAGCAAUGAAGACAAUGGAGAGGGAACUGCAAGAGGCUCAAGAGAACUACAAGAAAGCCAUGGAUUCACUUCCUAGUGCAUGGGCAGUGGUUGGCAUGGAUUUAGUUGGAGGAUUCACAGAUAGUAUGACAGGUCUAGUAAACGGACUAACAUCCCUUGUUACCCAGCCUAUCGCACAAAUGUGCAAGGCCUCAACAAAAAUUAAGGAAACAUAUGACUACAUAACAAGUGCAGAUGAUGCAGCAGAUGAAGUUGAUAAAAUAAAUAUCUACAGCAAGUCAGGAGAAAUUCUCAAGAGUAUAGAAACAAUUGAUUGCUACAUCCAAAACAAAAGUGUUGACUGGAAGGAAUUGUAUGACCAGAAGGAAAAAUCCACGAGGACAAAUUUUGCAGCUGACCAGUUUAAAAGGAUUCAAGACAGCUUGGCAAAGCUUCCAGACUGUGAAGCAAAACAUGAAGCUGUUCGCUUAUGUGAAACUGGAAUCAACAUCUGUCAACAGCUUGCAACGUAUGCACCUGAAGGCAAGUGUGAGAUGGACAUAGAACAGGAGAUCAUCUCUAAUUGGAAAGAGCUCAAUAAAUCAGCCCGUGUUUUUGACAGCAAAAGCAAGAGUGCCACAAAGACUCCAUCCAUUACGCCAAAACCACCAAUGAUGUACAAACAGGAGAAUAACCAAGAGUCUACAAGACAAAAAGUAUCAGAGAACGCUCAUUUCCGUAUUGAGCAGACCAGAGCACAACUUGACAAGACAAGAGAGAUGUAUGAGAAAUGUGUGGAGAACAUGGAGAAGAACCAGAAGGAGCUGACUGACAUUUUGACUACUAUGAGAAACUGUGAGGUUAAGGAGAUUGACUUCAACACCACCAUAGAAAUGCUGGUCAAAGGUAUGGAUGCCAUGGGUAAAGUGAAGGAACAGUGGGAAAAAAUGGUACGUUUCUUUCAGAUGGUGUCCAACAUUGUGAAGGUCAGCCUGAGCAAAACCCUCCACAAUUUUGUCGCUACAGCUGAUAAGACACAAAAGCUGUCUUACAAUGCCAAAAUGUUCUCAAAAGACCUGCUCUACAACCAGGCCUUCCAGGCAUCCAACAUCGCCAGUCUUGUCCAUAUGAUCUCAGAGACCUACACUGAGGUUUCCAACAAGUACCUCAUGGACAGAGUCAGUAGUCUGGGCAAACUCAUGGCCAUGGAUAAGAGUAAACCAGAGUUUGAACGAGAGCGUCUACAGCUACAGAAUGGAUGUGAUGACGCUCAGAGAGGUAUUCUACGUCUGGUCAUCCAGAACAAAAAAGCCUUUGAGAGAAGCACUGAUGCAAGAUUAGAGAAGAUUGAAGGGGAAUUGCUGGCCAUUCUACCAGCUGCAGCACCUGAAGAAACCAAAGCCAUUAAAGAAGCUGUUCAAGCUGGAUUCACUGAGGAAGAGGAAGAUGCUUAUAUCUGA